AUGUCGAUAGAUAGAGAUCGCCGAUACCUUGGACCGCAGACAUGGAUAUGGCUGGGUAUUUGUCGUAUCAUGUCGCAGGUGCAGGAGGACAAUAACAGCUGGAUGUCGCAAAUGACAGUGAACACCGGGGAGGUUGAGGAUGAUGAGCUGAACCCUUCGAACGCUGUUUGCAACCCCAGUAUCAAGAUUUCCACAUCCAUUUAA
This is a messenger RNA of Penicillium cosmopolitanum, 204 nucleotides long. RefSeq lists its product as uncharacterized. The record is from RefSeq and is a predicted model, not a curated record. NCBI's taxonomy places the organism in Eukaryota, Fungi, Ascomycota, Eurotiomycetes, Eurotiales, Aspergillaceae. The transcript has a single exon. Bases 1 to 204 code for a protein of 67 amino acids.